Ruditapes philippinarum (Manila clam) is the source of this 1134-nucleotide messenger RNA. RefSeq names its product multiple epidermal growth factor-like domains protein 10. The transcript is spliced from 2 exons. The annotation marks the transcript as partial. Lineage: Eukaryota; Metazoa; Mollusca; Bivalvia; Venerida; Veneridae. The record is from RefSeq and is a predicted model, not a curated record. Gene Ontology annotation, molecular function: scavenger receptor activity.
AUGGAGAUACAAGUGCGCUAUGUGUUCUUACUUUUGGCUUUAUACAUUUGCGUUAAAUAUGCUGACAGCGCAUGUCUAAAUGGUUACUGGGGAACUGACUGUAAGGAAGUGUGUGAGGUAAAUUGCAAUUGGUGUGAUGAGGCAACUGGAGUAUGUGGUUCUUGUAGAACCGGCUAUUGGGGUGACUACUGUAAUACAAAUUGUCCAGAAAACUGUAAGUCUUCCUAUUGCCGCAAAUAUGACGGAAGUUGUUACUCUUGUUCUGAUGGUUGGUAUGGAACAACGUGCAAUAAUUCGUGUAAUAUAAAUUGCAAGAACUGUCAUAAAACGACUGGCGCAUGCACAAUAUGUCAUGUUGGAAGGUGGGGGGAAUUCUGUAACUUCACAUGCGCUCCAAACUGCAAAAUAUGUGACAAAUUAGCAGGUGGGUGUGAGACAUGUAAAAACGGAUACUGGAAUAUUUCUUGUGACAAAAGAUGUUCUGCGUCGAAUUGUGAUAUUUGUAGUAUCACAUCAGGAGAAUGUCAGACGUGUAAAUCGGGUUUUUGGGGAGAAAACUGUCAGAAAACAUGUGGAAAGUGUAGUUCAGAUAAGUGCAGUAAAACUGAUGGACGAUGUACAUCAUGUCAAAAUGGAUUUUGGGGCGAAUUUUGUCAGAAUACUUGCGGUCAAGGUUGUUCAAUUUCAACGUGCAGAGAAAAUGAUGGGUAUUGCAGUACUUGCAAAAGCGGUUAUUGGGGAGAUAAUUGUAACAAAACCUGCAUGUACAACUGUUCCUCGUCAAGCUGUAGUAGAUCAAACGGACAAUGUAGUACUUGCAGCUCCGGACUCUGGGGUUUAUCAUGUAAUGAAACAUGUAGCCAUGGUUGUUGGAACUUAAUGUGUAAUAGGAACGAUGGGGAGUGCAGCAGUUGCAAAAAUGGAUUUUGGGGCGAAUUUUGUCAGAAAACUUGCGGUCAAGGUUGUUUAAUUCUAACGUGUAGAAAAAAUGAUGGAUAUUGCAGUACUUGCAAAAGCGGUUAUUGGGGAGAUAAUUGUAACAAAACCUGCAUGUACAACUGUUCCUCUUCAGGCUGUAUUAGAUCAAACGGACACUGUAGCACUUGCAACUCUGGAUUUUGGGGUUUAUCAUGU